GACCCAAGCACGUGGACACAGCAGAUCUGACCAGCGUGGACGUAACUGACCGGGCUGCGGUGACGCUGGUGUCCAGCUCAGGUGGUGGGGCUGAUGCACAGCGACCAAAGGGAAAUGCUGGCGGAAGUCGGAGUUAUUUCUGAAUUUGCAGAUCCAUGUGUGAUUCCACCAAUGGCUGCAAGGUCCUCAGAACCGGAUGCACUGAGAGCCGACUAGGUGCUUUGGAACAGCACUCCAGCCACCACAGCUCUGUGAAGACUCCCUGUCACCUGCCCCCGUGUGAUCCUCCUCAAAGGAGAGCUCAGGGACGUGAGUCAGUUCAGACCUGUGGAGAAGAGCGCUCCAUUUGGGGUGGAAUGAGGAGAUUUUCCGUCAAAAUUACAUGUUCAUCCAGAAGAAGGGAUGGCAGCGCUACUCCGCACGGCUCAGCCGGCGUGACGGCUCAAGAACAAACCUGUGACAGACCCAAUGAAAGCACCUGGCUCAGGUUCAAAGCUGACACCACGGACAGAACCAGUGCUGACACGAUGCUGGGACCACAGUCCAGGGAAGAGGCAGAACCCGUCAGCGCCUCUUGCCAGAGCGGUCUGCUCCUCACAAGAGGAGCGGCGCUGAGGCCAGCAGGUCGGCUUGGACGCAGGAUCAUGUCUGUGGUCCUUCCCACCCUGCUGUUUCUUGGGUUGUAUCUGGGCCAGAGCACUCGGGCACAGAAGGGAAAUCUCCCCCGACCUCGGAUCACAGCUCUGCCAGGAUCCGUGGUUCCAUCUAAGGAACCUGUGACCAUCCUGUGUGAGGGGCCUGGACACGCUGAGGCGUACAGGAUCUCUAAAGUGGGGGUCCCCGAGCCCGCGGACAGAGACAGACAAAUCAUGCCUCGGAGGACCAACACUUUGAAUACCACAGAGAUGACACCAGGCUUUGCAGGGCUGUACCAGUGUUCCUAUCAGACAGGAGGGCACUGGUCCCCGUGGAGUGACCCCCUGCAGCUGGUGAUGACCGGAGCUUAUGAGAAACCCUCCCUCUCAAGCAUGGUUGGCCCUGUGGUGGCUCUCGGGGAGAAGGUGAAGUUGCAGUGCUUCUCCAAUUUCGAGUUUGAAAUGUUUAUUCUCACUGGAGAAGACGGAGUUCAUUCCACCCAGAACCGCAGCUCUAGCCCCCUGGAUGAAGGACACUGGGCUGUCUUCCCCCUGAAUCGAGUCUCCUCCACACAGGCCGGGACCUACAGAUGCUACGGUGCCUUCAACGGAGACCCCUAUGUGUGGUCUCUUCCCAGUGACCAACUGCAGCUUCAGGUUGAAGGAAUUCCUGACCAUCUUGAUCACACAGAGCCCAGACAUUCAACCUCCCUGCCUCACAGCCCUAGCUUCGAGGGGAAACGCCUGGGCCUUCUGAUUGGUGCCCCAGUGGCCGCUGGGGUCCUGAUCCUGGUCCUCCUCCUCUUCCUCUGCUGCCGUUGCAAAGCCAAAAACGAUGCUGCCAGGAAAGAGGGACAGCCAGAGGCAGCUAGGCCAGCAGAUGGACAGGCCUCUGAAGCUACAGACCCACAGGAGGUCACCUAUUCCCAGCUGACCUGCAGUGUCCCCCACCAGGGGACAGCUGGGACACCCUCCCUGCCCAGGCAGACCCAGGCCAGCGAGUAUGCAACACUUGCUCUGAGAUAAGCCGGGCAGCAGUGCCAGCGUUUCGUCUGGACAGCAGAACUUACAGCUGCCUGUGGGGAGCUCCCACCUCUGGACUCGAGGCUUCUAAAUCUGAGACCGUCAGCCUGGCUGCGGGGACCCACGUUACUCAGAAGGUCCCACUGCCCCCCCUAAAUCUAGAGACCUCAGCAUUAGCACCCAGUCAGUGCCAGAAUCUCUACUACAAUUGCCCAGGAAUUCCAGAGACACUCCAAAGUUAUCAGAAGGGCCAUAGGGUAAUGUUUUGUAAGUUUUCGUUAUUCAUCGAUUAAACAAAUAUACUUAAGUCCUCAUGGGUGCCAGGUUUCAUGUCACAGCCUAGGGGCGCAGGAAGGAUACUCAAGACCCAUUCCUCUUGUCGCAGAGCUGGUUGUCCAGGGCAGAGGCCAGCAACCUGCCGCCCACAGGCUGGCAAGCCAGUUUUGUACCACACAUUUUACAUUUUUACACUUUUUAAACGUUGCUUUUGCUUUUUUUAGUGGUAAAAUAUACAUAACAUAAAGUUUACCAUUUUAACCAUUUUUAAGUGCAAAAUUCAGUGGCACUACGUACAUUCACACUGUUCUACAUCCAUCACCACUAUUGCAUUUUAUAUAGUUGGAAAAGAUAAAAGAAGAAUAUUUUUAACAGAACUGCACAUUUUUAAUGUGCACCAUCUGAUGCAUUUGGACAAAAGCAAACCAGGUGGUAACCAUCACCACAAUUGAGGUAUAAGACAUAUCCAUAUUCACGAAGCCCAAAAGACCCUAAAAAAGAUAAAAGCAUGCGAAAAAAAUAUUUUACGACAUGUGAAAAUUAUACGAAAUUCAAACUUUAAUAUUCAUAAGUAAAGGUUUACGGGAACAGCC
Molecule: messenger RNA, 2527 nt
Organism: Camelus dromedarius (Arabian camel)
Lineage: Eukaryota; Metazoa; Chordata; Mammalia; Artiodactyla; Camelidae
Product: leukocyte immunoglobulin-like receptor subfamily A member 5
Exons: 9
Coding region: 156-1661 (501 amino acids)
Biological process (GO): cytokine-mediated signaling pathway
Cellular component (GO): plasma membrane
Molecular function (GO): inhibitory MHC class I receptor activity
Source: RefSeq, a predicted model, not a curated record